AAAAUGUCGGUCAGUCAGGAAACGCUGGAGAUGAUUACGGCAGCCAUCAAGAACGGAGCCAACACCCAGGGCUCGUUGGUCCGUUCCAAGUUGACCAACCGGCUGGUGUGGAAUGCCGGAGAAAACGACGAAAACGAUCCGUACGGGGAGUACCUGACGCUGAUUGGUGCUGCUGCAGGGAAGCUGCAAAAGAAGCCGGAACCGGAACAAGUGCAUGGUGGACGCGUGGUUCUUGGAGAGAGUCAAAUGCGCGGUGGAUCGUCGCUCGAGAGAUCCGGUAGGAAGAACGGAAACAAGCAUGACAAGGAGAACUGGCGCGAUCAAUGGGAGAUUCUGAAGAAGGCUGGCAAUUAUUGCAGCCUGUGCAAGAACAACAAGGAAGGAAGGGAGAUCUAUCUGUCCCACAACCUGAAGGGACCGAACGGGGAAGUUACCUGUCCGAUUCUGCGCGAAUGCGUCUGCCAGUGCUGUGGCAAGCAGGGCCAUACCAUCGCGUACUGUCCGGAUAAUCAAACGGGAACCAGCGUCCUCAAGAUGAUCAAUCGCCAGAACCGAAUCUAAAUGCGCGCGACUCAAGAAACGCAUCCCUUUUUGUGGUGCCCUGUUGGUACCACUUUCAUGUUAUUUAUUGUAUUUAUUUAUUUAUUGCAUCUUAACUUAUUGAACUUGAUUGUACAAUUUUUGCUACUAACACCAUUUACACAACAUUUGAUAGGAUUUUUACCUAAAGGAGUGUUGUUCGCUGAACUCUAAAAUUACUUUUGAUACGAUUUUUUACCUAA
This is a messenger RNA of Ochlerotatus camptorhynchus, 782 nucleotides long. Its product is annotated as nanos homolog 2-like. Lineage: Eukaryota; Metazoa; Arthropoda; Insecta; Diptera; Culicidae. Bases 4 to 561 code for a protein of 185 amino acids. Gene Ontology annotation, molecular function: zinc ion binding; mRNA binding. Gene Ontology annotation, biological process: oogenesis; negative regulation of translation. Gene Ontology annotation, cellular component: perinuclear region of cytoplasm. The record is from RefSeq and is a predicted model, not a curated record. The transcript has 3 exons.